Molecule: messenger RNA, 1953 nt
Organism: Macadamia integrifolia
Lineage: Eukaryota; Viridiplantae; Streptophyta; Magnoliopsida; Proteales; Proteaceae
Product: cytochrome P450 86A1-like
Exons: 1
Coding region: 179-1744 (521 amino acids)
Molecular function (GO): iron ion binding; heme binding; monooxygenase activity
Source: RefSeq, a predicted model, not a curated record
AAACAGCGACGACUCUCACUCAUCGCAUAUAAUUAUUUUCCUAACAACCCUUCCUAAAUUAGUACUCUUUAAAAUAUAUCCACGAUACUAUCACUUAUAUAUACUUCCACUGUCUUUCUUCCUCUCCACUCUCCACUACUCACUUAGGCGCUCAUCUGUUCAUCUUAUAACCAAUCACAUGGAUCCAUUACUUCUCUUCUUCGUCGUGACAGCCGCCUCGGCAGCAUAUCUCAUCUGGUUCAAUCUCCUAGCCCGAACCCUAUCCGGCCCAAAGGCCUGGCCUUUUGUCGGGAGUCUCCCAGGCUUGAUCACAAACCGGUCUCGCCUUCAUGAUUGGAUUGCCGAUAACCUUCGACGUACCGGUGGAUCUGUCACCUACCAGACUAGCAUCCUGACUUUACCUUUCAUAGCUCGAAGGCAAUUCUUCUAUACAGUUACCUGUCAUCCCAAAAACAUCGAACACAUACUCCGAACCCGGUUCGAAAAUUACCCGAAAGGUCCAACCUUGCAAACUGCCUUCCAUGACCUGUUAGGCCAGGGAAUUUUCAACAGCGACGGUCAUACAUGGCUAAUCCAACGCAAGACAGCGGCGCUGGAGUUCACAACACGGACGCUCCGUCAAGCUAUGGCUCGAUGGGUCAACCGGACAAUUCAGUCUCGGUUAUGGCCGAUUCUCACCAAGGCGGCUACCGAUCACUCCUCUGUAGACUUGCAGGACUUCUUGCUUCGCUUUACCUUCGAUAACAUAUGUGGGCUUACCUUUGGUAAGGACCCGGAAACGCUUUCCCCUGAGUUACCUGAUAACCCGUUCUCUGUCGCGUUUGACUCGGCCACUGAGGCGACUAUGCAGAGGCUACUCUACCCGAGUCUGUUCUGGAGAUUGAAGAAGGCUUUAGGAAUCGGAUCGGAGAAGACACUGAAGGAGAGCCUUCAAAUAGUGGAGAAUUAUAUGAUGGAGGCCAUCAUAGCACGUAAGGAAGCACCAUCAGAUGAUUUGCUCUCUCGUUUUCUAGAGAAAAAAGAUAUUGACGGAAAUUUCUUUCCAAGUUCUGUUCUCAGUUUUAUAGCUCUCAACUUCGUUCUUGCUGGCCGAGACACGUCAUCCGUUGCGCUGAGUUGGUUUUUCUGGUUGCUCAUGUCUCACCCACAAGUUGAGGAGAGUAUCAUCAACGAGAUAUCAACGGUCCUAAGGAAGACACGUGGUGAGGAUGAAAAGAAAUGGGUGGAAGAGCCGUUGGGUUUCGAUGAAGUUGAUCAGCUGGUGUAUCUGAAAGCAGCCUUGUCCGAAACGCUACGAUUGUACCCGUCCGUGCCGGAGGACACCAAGUACGUCUUAUCGGACGAUUUUUUACCUGACGGAACGUUUGUUCCGGCAGGUUCGACGAUUACGUACUCGAUUUAUUCGGUGGGAAGGAUGAAAGCGAUAUGGGGAGAUGACUGCUUGGAGUUUCGGCCGGAACGGUGGCUGUCGUCGGAUGGGGACAGGUAUGAACCGCCGAAAGAAGGUUACAUGUACGUGGCGUUCAAUGCGGGACCCAGGACUUGUUUGGGGAAGGACCUGGCUUAUCUGCAGAUGAAGUCGGUGGCUGCUGCAAUACUGAUCCGUCACCGGCUGUCAUUGGUUCCCGGUCACCGUGUUGAGCAGAAGAUGUCGCUGACGCUCUUCAUGAAGAACGGGAUGCGUGUGUACGUAGACCAGCGGAAUCUGGAAGGGAACGGUGGCAGCGUCACUUGUUCCGCCUAGUCGUCAUCAGGGGUAUUUUCGUCAUAUAGAUAUGAGGAAGUUAAUUGUUUGUGCUUCUCUCUGCAACUGCCAAUUUUUCUGGAAUUACUGUUAUGAUUUUGCUUUCUACUGAUUCAUUUCGUUCAUUUUGAGGUUAUUUACAGAUUGUAAUUUGUUCUGUUAUUUACGUAAAUUACGUCCCGUAAUAAAUGAAGUGUAAUUUGUUAUUA